Molecule: messenger RNA, 1314 nt
Organism: Drosophila teissieri
Lineage: Eukaryota; Metazoa; Arthropoda; Insecta; Diptera; Drosophilidae
Product: isocitrate dehydrogenase [NAD] subunit gamma, mitochondrial
Exons: 1
Coding region: 65-1201 (378 amino acids)
Biological process (GO): tricarboxylic acid cycle; isocitrate metabolic process
Cellular component (GO): mitochondrion
Source: RefSeq, a predicted model, not a curated record
GCGUGGAGCUUUGUGUCACUGGUUGACUUAGCAGAUACAUUUGUAGGUUUCAUCAUCAAAAACAAUGUUGAGUUGGCCGAAAGUGACCCAGUUGAUGCUGGCCAGGAUCAGUGUCCGCCACUUUGCGGACGAGAUCAACAGCAGCGUGCGAGCGGCGUUCGUCAAGGGAAACGCUCGAAUUGAUCCGGUCAACGUGCUGCCCAAAUCCAAGUACGGCGGAAUCAAUACGGUCUCUCUGGUCACGGGCACCACCAUCAUUGGCCAGCAGGGGGCCCAGUUCGUGUCAUCCCUGCUUUCGAGCAGCCGCGUACCCGUGGAGGUUCAAAUAAUCGAAGCUGGCCAGGAUGACGAGUACUUCCAUUCGGUGCUCCGCAACAGAACUGCCGUGCAUGUGGACAAUCAGGCGGACGGGGAAGCCAAGCAGAAGGCGCUCAAGAUAUCCAACGACCUGGACUUGUACGUCUUCAAGACCCGGACACGCAGUUUUCCCGGCUUCAAGUGCCGCUUUCCGGGCGUGGACAUCCUGCUAAUCGGUCAGAACAACAUGGGCAUCUUCAACGAACUGGAGUAUUCACCCGUGGAGGGAGUGGUGGAGGCCCUGUCCGUCAUCUCCCAGAAAUCCAAUGAGAAGUACCUGCAGCACGCCUUUAAGGCGGCCGUGAAGUCGGGCCGGAAACGGGUGACGCUGAUCAACAAGGCCAAGGAGUGGCCCAUUAGCGAUGGCUCACUGGUGGAAGCCGCCCAGCGCAUGCACUGCAACUACAAGGACUGCAUCGAGCUGGAGCUCAUGGAGUUGGAACCGGCCAUCAGCCAGUUGAUGACGAAUCCCACCUACUUCGACUGCCUCUUCGCCAGCGAUCGCUACGCCACAUUCCUAUCAGCCAUCUGCAGUGGCGUCUGUGGAGGAGCUAAUCUCUUCAGUGCGGUGGAGAUCGGAGAUCACCAUGCCGUCUUCAAGCCGCUGCAGACGAAACUAUCGCUGACCAACUAUUCCAACCUAAGUGCUUACGGCAUCGUGUCCACCAUCGUCGAUCUCUUCCAGCAUCUGGGCCACGAAAAGUGCGCCGCGGCUCUGUGGUGCGAGAUGAAGCGCACCAUGGACGAGGGCAUCCGCACCAAGGAGUUCGGUGGCCAGGACACCGGCGAGUAUGUCAUUUGCAACAUCAUCAACCAGCUGCGAUGCCGAGCACUGGAUAAAUAGAGACGUGAUGUCUGGCCAAAAGGUAGUUUUGAAUUUCAAUUAAUAUUCGAUAUAAAGUCAAUAAAUUGCUUGUGACCAUUAUUUUGCCAAAAUAAACACAAACAUUUGUGCAA